AUGCUGCGCUGUCUGCUAUUACCAUGGAACACAUUAUUGGUGUUCUACGCCGCUCUCUGUGCGUCCGUCAACGCCAUAGACGAGAGGGUUCUUUCGACCGCUGCGACUCCUAAAAGGAGAGGCUACUCCAAGGGAGAGUCCAUGCCUGUCAGCUGCUUGAACAGAACAAUUGAUACUGGCGAACAUAUAACCGAUAGCCAUGGAAAUUUACAAUAUAUACCAUUCCCGACCUGCAACGAGACGGGCCUACCGUUGUCCUUUCCUUACAACACCCCCCAGACUCAAACCUGUACCAUCGAGUCCCUGCCCGACGAGCUCUACCACUUGAUCGAGUUCUUUGUCCACAGCGACGUCCCUCUCACCUGCAGGGUCCCGUCGUACCCCUUAUCGCAAGAAGAGUUGGCCAUAACUUCAUCAUUGUCGGAGGCUGGAGGGGCGGGUGCAGAGAAAGACCUGUGGACGCCUUUCACCGUUGCCCUCCAGGGCGUUUUGCAGCUGUCCCAUCUCCACCUGCACACGAAUAUAAACGUUCUUUUCCACAUGUCUCAAGAGUCGGAGACGCCCAAAGACCCACGAGUACCCGAGUCACAUCUGAUAGCUUCAACCGCAUAUUCUGUACCCAAUUUGUCCGUGUCGACACCUGCGGAGGGGUCCAAGAUCGUUCGAUAUGAGCCCAUGGUGCUUACCUUCAAUGUUGGAUGGAUUGACGGCGCGGUGCUACCAGGAAUGGCUGGACGACCGGUGCUGGGAGUCAAGGAUCAUCGCGUUGGGUUCUCUCUAUUGACUUUCUUUGCUUUGGCUGCGAGUGCUGGUGUCGGCGCGAUGGCAAUGCUUGUCCACGAGAGACGAAAGAGUGGGAGAAGUGGUGUCUAUGGAAAUGGCAUUCUUGGAGGGAACAUUGGCAAUGGCAAUGGCGUGUCGAGAACUUCAGGGUAUGGAGGAUACGGAGGGUAUACAAGCAGUUUUGGCAAACGAGACUAA
Molecule: messenger RNA, 981 nt
Organism: Exophiala spinifera
Lineage: Eukaryota; Fungi; Ascomycota; Eurotiomycetes; Chaetothyriales; Herpotrichiellaceae
Exons: 3
Coding region: 1-981 (326 amino acids)
Source: RefSeq, a predicted model, not a curated record